Messenger RNA from Hordeum vulgare subsp. vulgare (domesticated barley), 832 nucleotides. RefSeq names its product protein TRIGALACTOSYLDIACYLGLYCEROL 5, chloroplastic. The record is from RefSeq and is a predicted model, not a curated record. The transcript is spliced from 3 exons. The coding region runs from base 217 to 624 and encodes 135 amino acids. Lineage: Eukaryota; Viridiplantae; Streptophyta; Magnoliopsida; Poales; Poaceae.
AGCGUCAGUAUAGUACCGACAUGUGAGGCGCUAUACAAAAGGAUUAGAUAGAUGCAUGAAAUUGUUUGACCAACGGUUUAAUUCGUGAAAUACUUGCACCUCAAGGUCAAUUUUUGUCCAUUUUGCGGAUCAGACCCCGGAUCCCCGACCUCUUUCAGUUCAAGCCGAACAAACGCGACAGGGAGAGAGAGAGAGGAGAGCGGAGAGGGGAAGGCGAUGGGGGCGGCGAAGAGAAGCGGGGGUCAGAAGGGGCUCCUCUGGAGGCUGCCGGAGGUAACCUCAAGGGAGCUCGGCAAGAUCGGCCCCGCCUUCGGGCUCGGCAUCGGCUGCGGCGCCGGCGCCGGAGUCGGCUUCUUCGGCGGUGCAGGAUUAGGUUAUGGAUUUCCUGGACUCACUUUAGGCUUUGGAGUUGGAGCUGGCUGUGGUAUAGGAUUUGGUUUUGGUUAUGGCUUGGGCAAAGGAAUUGCUUAUGAUGAUAAGAAAAGUCAUUCAAACAUUGGUAAAAUGUUUCAGGAAACUCCAAAUCUGCCUAAGGACACCAUUGCUGGUUUGUUUGACGAGUUGGUCGUAAACACCAAAAAGCUUGCCACCGCAACUUCAAAACAAAUUGAAAAAUGGCACUGAGCUGCACCACCAUAUAUGGCUGCUGCUAUUUGCUAUCUUAGAUGGUGAUUAGUUGGAUAGAGACUGCCGUGUCACAUUGUAAUAUCCCAUUUUCAACAUUUGUAAGUAGGCUUGUAUUCAAGUAGUGUUCUGAGGUAAUAGUAGAGCUUGUUUUGAAAUUCUGGAAAUGUCGAACAUUGUGGUAGUUAAGAAAGAAAGUUUGAACCGA